Molecule: messenger RNA, 312 nt
Organism: Myotis myotis
Lineage: Eukaryota; Metazoa; Chordata; Mammalia; Chiroptera; Vespertilionidae
Product: TP53-regulated inhibitor of apoptosis 1-like
Exons: 2
Coding region: 1-312 (103 amino acids)
Source: RefSeq, a predicted model, not a curated record
AUGGGGGAAGCCCACAAUGGGAAGUUGCUGAAACACGUUACCUCCAAGACAUAUGUGACCAAAAUAGAAGAAGCUGCCAUCAUAAACAGCAUAGGGGAAGGAUGCACCAACAUGAAGCACAAGUAUGUUCAGUGCUUUAAUUACUGGUUUGCUGAGAAGUUCCUCAAGGGGGACAGCUCCGGAGACCUGUGCACCGACCUCUUCAAGUGCUAUCAGCACAGCAUUCAGAAAGCAAUAAAGGAGAAAGAGAUUCCCAUUGAAGGACUGGAGUUCAUGGGCCAUGGCAGAGAUAACCCUGAAAGCUCUUUUUGA